Clupea harengus (Atlantic herring) is the source of this 706-nucleotide messenger RNA. It is a transcript of the gene twf2b, whose product is annotated as twinfilin-2-like. Lineage: Eukaryota; Metazoa; Chordata; Actinopteri; Clupeiformes; Clupeidae. Gene Ontology annotation, biological process: regulation of lamellipodium assembly; actin filament depolymerization; positive regulation of neuron projection development. The record is from RefSeq and is a predicted model, not a curated record. Gene Ontology annotation, molecular function: actin filament binding; actin monomer binding. The annotation marks the transcript as partial. Gene Ontology annotation, cellular component: cytoplasm; actin filament; myofibril. The transcript has 2 exons.
UUAAGGUCAAGUAGGAUUGUAAAAUGAUCUUUUAUAAGGUGAUAAUUGGGUGCAUGAUGCAAGGUUAUGAUGAAGUUUAUCCAUAUGGUUAUCUCAGGCUCUAUUAUACAGUGUGUGUAUGAUGUUAUUAUCGGUUGUAGUACGAAGUCUGCGUAUUGCUAUGGGGUGUGCUAUGAAGUGUGUGUAUGAGGUUAUUAUGGAGAGUAUUCAUUAUGGAGUGUGCUUGAGGUUAUUAUGGAGAGUAUUAAUUAUGGAGUGUGUGUAUGAGAUUAUUAUGGAGAGUAUUAAUUAUGGGGUGUGUGUAUGAGAUUAUUAUGGAGAGUAUUAAUUAUGGAGUGUGUGUAUGAGGUUAUUAUGGAGAGUAUUAAUUAUGGAGUGUGUGUAUGAGGUUAUUAUAGGGUGUGUGAUAGGAGCUGUGCUCUGUGUUUCAGAGCAGCUGGUGCUGGGGGCAUACAGUGAGCCGUCUCAGAGCUGGGACCGCGACUAUGACCACUUCCUGCUGCCACUGCUGGACGCCCAGGAGCCCUGCUACAUCCUGUACCGGCUGGACUCUCAGAAUGCACAAGGCUAUGAGUGGCUCUUCAUCUCCUGGUCGCCUGACCACUGCCCUGUGAGGCUGAAAAUGGUGUAUGCUGCCACAAGGGCCACUUUGAAGAAGGAGUUUGGUGGAGGUCAUGUGAAAGAUGAAAUGUUUGGCACAGUUCAG